CGCAGAGCGAGGAGUCGCCGCCGCCGUCGCCGCCGCCGCCGCCGCCGUAGUCUCCGCUGCCCUGGUCAUCGUCGGGUCCCGACCAACCCCCCACCAUGGACUGGCAGCCAGAUGAACAGGGCCUUCAGCAGGUCCUCCAGCUCCUCAAGGAUUCCCAAUCCCCUAACACGGCCACUCAGCGAGUUGUCCAAGAUAAACUAAAGCAACUAAACCAAUUUCCUGACUUUAAUAACUACCUGAUCUUUGUCCUGACACGAUUGAAGUCAGAAGAUGAACCAACACGCUCCCUCAGUGGCCUCAUUCUGAAGAACAAUGUGAAGGCACAUUACCAGAGCUUUCCCCCACCAGUGGCUGACUUUAUCAAACAAGAAUGUCUCAAUAACAUUGGUGAUGCUUCUUCGCUCAUCCGAGCCACUAUUGGCAUCCUCAUCACCACCAUUGCCUCCAAGGGAGAGCUCCAGAUGUGGCCAGAAUUGCUGCCUCAGUUGUGUAACCUCCUCAAUUCUGAAGAUUACAACACCUGUGAGGGGGCUUUUGGAGCUUUACAGAAGAUCUGUGAAGACUCAUCUGAGCUUUUGGACAGUGAUGCCCUCAAUCGGCCCCUGAACAUCAUGAUUCCUAAGUUCUUGCAGUUUUUCAAGCACUGUAGUCCCAAGAUCCGGUCCCAUGCCAUUGCUUGUGUAAAUCAGUUCAUUAUGGAUCGAGCCCAGGCACUGAUGGACAACAUUGAUACCUUCAUUGAGCACCUGUUUGCCCUGGCCGUGGAUGAGGACCCAGAAGUUCGGAAGAACGUGUGCCGGGCCCUGGUCAUGCUGCUAGAAGUCCGGAUCGAUCGGCUCAUCCCCCACAUGCAUAGCAUCAUUCAGUAUAUGCUGCAAAGGACUCAGGACCAUGAUGAAAACGUGGCCUUGGAGGCCUGUGAGUUCUGGCUGACACUAGCUGAACAACCUAUCUGCAAGGAAGUCUUGUCAUCCCACUUGGUGCAGCUGAUUCCAAUCUUGGUGAAUGGGAUGAAGUACUCGGAGAUUGACAUCAUCCUGCUCAAGGGUGAUGUGGAGGAGGAUGAGGCUGUUCCAGAUAGUGAACAAGACAUUAAGCCACGGUUCCACAAGUCUCGAACAGUGACGCUGCCUCAUGAAGAGGAGAGACCAGAGGACCCCGAGGAUCCUGAGGAUGAUGAUGAUGAUGAUGAUGACACCCUGUCAGACUGGAACUUGAGGAAAUGCUCAGCAGCAGCACUGGAUGUCUUGGCCAAUGUGUUUCGGGAGGAGCUACUUCCUCACCUGCUACCUCUGCUCAAGGGGCUGCUUUUCCACCCUGAGUGGGUCAUCAAGGAGUCCGGGAUCCUGGUCCUAGGCGCCAUUGCUGAGGGCUGUAUGCAGGGCAUGGUUCCAUAUCUGCCUGAGCUUAUCCCCCACCUGAUCCAGUGCUUGUCAGAUAAGAAAGCUUUGGUACGAUCCAUUGCCUGUUGGACAUUGAGUCGUUAUGCCCACUGGGUAGUUAGCCAACCGCCGGACAUGCACUUGAAGCCCUUGAUGACUGAAUUGCUGAAGCGAAUCCUGGAUGGCAACAAGCGUGUGCAGGAGGCAGCCUGCAGUGCUUUUGCUACCCUGGAGGAAGAAGCAUGCACAGAGCUGGUCCCUUACUUGAGCUUCAUCCUGGAUACUCUUGUUUUUGCUUUCGGCAAGUACCAACACAAGAACCUCUUGAUCCUGUAUGAUGCCAUUGGAACGCUUGCUGACUCUGUGGGCCACCACCUUAAUCAGCCAGAAUACAUCCAAAAACUGAUGCCCCCUCUCAUCCAGAAGUGGAAUGAAUUGAAAGAUGAAGAUAAGGACCUCUUCCCUUUAUUGGAAUGCUUGUCAUCUGUGGCCACAGCCCUCCAGAGUGGUUUCUUGCCCUACUGUGAGCCUGUCUAUCAGCGCUGUGUCACACUUGUCCAGAAGACACUGGCCCAGGCUAUGAUGUACAACCAACACCCAGACCAAUAUGAGGCCCCAGACAAGGACUUCAUGAUUGUUGCCCUAGAUCUCCUUAGUGGGCUGGCUGAAGGUCUGGGAGGCCAAGUGGAACAACUGGUUGCCCGAAGCAACAUAAUGACUCUACUCUUCCAAUGUAUGCAAGAUACCAUGCCAGAAGUCCGUCAGAGCUCCUUUGCUCUCCUGGGAGAUCUUACCAAAGCUUGCUUCAUGCAUGUCAAGCCCUGCAUCGCGGAAUUCAUGCCUAUCUUGGGCACUAACCUGAAUCCUGAGUUCAUCUCCGUCUGCAACAAUGCUACCUGGGCCAUUGGGGAGAUCUGCAUGCAAAUGGGGGCUGAGAUGCAGCCCUAUGUGCAGAUGGUCCUCAACAAUCUGGUGGAAAUCAUCAACCGUCCCAACACCCCCAAGACCCUAUUGGAGAAUACAGGUCGCCUGACGAGUCCCUCUGCCAUUCCAGCCAUCACCAUCGGCCGCCUGGGCUACGUGUGCCCACAGGAGGUGGCGCCCAUGCUCCAGCAAUUCAUCAGGCCCUGGUGCACAUCUCUCAGGAACAUCCGAGACAACGAAGAGAAGGAUUCAGCCUUCCGGGGCAUCUGUAUGAUGAUAGGGGUAAACCCAGGAGGGGUUGUUCAGGAUUUUAUUUUCUUCUGUGAUGCUGUGGCCUCUUGGGUAAGCCCUAAGGAUGACCUCCGGGACAUGUUUUAUAAGAUACUCCAUGGCUUCAAAGACCAAGUGGGGGAAGAGAAUUGGCAGCAGUUUUCAGAGCAGUUCCCACCUCUGCUCAAGGAGAGAUUAGCUGCCUUCUAUGGAGUCUAGGUGAAGCUGGGAGACCACGCACUAGGUUCCUGACGGCGUUGGGAGGGGUUGCUGGGAGCUCAUCAGCAUCCAGGUGUUGCAGUGCCCUGUCAGUGGGGGGUUAGGGAGGAGUACGUG
Gracilinanus agilis (Agile Gracile Mouse Opossum) is the source of this 2912-nucleotide messenger RNA. It is a transcript of the gene TNPO2, whose product is annotated as transportin 2. Gene Ontology annotation, cellular component: cytoplasm; nucleus. Gene Ontology annotation, molecular function: nuclear import signal receptor activity; small GTPase binding. The record is from RefSeq and is a predicted model, not a curated record. NCBI's taxonomy places the organism in Eukaryota, Metazoa, Chordata, Mammalia, Didelphimorphia, Didelphidae. Gene Ontology annotation, biological process: protein import into nucleus. The transcript has 25 exons. Bases 96 to 2795 code for a protein of 899 amino acids.